UCCGCCGAGAAGAAGAAACCCCACACGCCACCUCGCAAUCGCCGGCCGUCACCGCAGCACCCAUUCAACUAACUUUAGCUGUGCCGCUUUUUGAUCUCUCCUUCCUCUUGGCUUCGUCUUCUCCCUUCCUACCUCCACCUACUCUACUCGUGUCUUUCGCCCCACCCCAAGAAACGCCUCUCUCUUUCCCCGUCGCCCGAUUCUUGGUUCUUUCUAUGGAGCGGCUAGCCCCUUGCGCCCCGCCGCCACCACAGCCACCGCUGGUGCCGGUGGCUAGGGCCGUUGUCCCGGUGGACUUCACGGUAGUCAAGAAGGGCCCCGAGAUGGCGAUGCACGACGCGACCGGGCGCCUCGCGUUCCGCGUCGCGGCGGCGGCGGGCGGCGGCCACGGAGGGGGGAGGGCCCUCCUCGACGCCGUAGGGGGAACCCUGGUUACCGUCAGGAGCCGCAGCGAGGGCGAGUGGCAAGCAUUCAGUGGAAAUAGUUUGGAACAGAGAGACAUCAUUUUCACUGCAAAAGUAAUAUCUGCUUCUUCAAGUCAAAAGGAGGUACAUGUAUUCAUCCCACCAAGAAGCACUUUUGAAGAUCCAAAACCAAGCUACAGGCUCAUAGGAAGUACAUUCCGAAGGGCGUGCACAAUAAUAAAGGGGAACUCCAUUGUUGUUCAGACAAAUCUCCUGUAUAAGCUCAAGAAGGCUAUCUAUUCACGGCGUAAGUUUAGAGUGACCAUUUACCCAGGAAAUGAUAACAUCCUCAUCAUGUCAAUGAUUAUUACCUUCUUUAUACAAAAUUGACAGAAGAGAUGGAUGCCACUGUGGUUUCAGAAAACUGAUGACUAAUUCUGUCAACCCUAUAUCAUGUAUAUUUUCUAAUUCUGGAUGCUUCCUUCAUUUUUUCUGUCACUCACCAGUUGCUCUUAUUAAACCCACUGCGUUUGUAAACAUUCUAAGUGUGUGUGGUUUUCUGUUUCUGUUUGUGUAGACAUAUGUCCAUGUUAUAACGAUGCAGCACUUUGACCA
This is a messenger RNA of Phragmites australis (common reed), 1019 nucleotides long. RefSeq names its product protein LURP-one-related 7-like. The record is from RefSeq and is a predicted model, not a curated record. The transcript is spliced from 3 exons. The coding region runs from base 216 to 794 and encodes 192 amino acids. Lineage: Eukaryota; Viridiplantae; Streptophyta; Magnoliopsida; Poales; Poaceae.